Molecule: messenger RNA, 1665 nt
Organism: Uloborus diversus
Lineage: Eukaryota; Metazoa; Arthropoda; Arachnida; Araneae; Uloboridae
Gene: mRpL46
Product: 39S ribosomal protein L46, mitochondrial-like
Cellular component (GO): mitochondrial large ribosomal subunit
Molecular function (GO): structural constituent of ribosome
Source: RefSeq, a predicted model, not a curated record
UGGCAACAUUUUUCUUAGCAGAAUAUUUUUAACAACAUGCUUCAUACGCCGACCUUCAUGCUUUGAAUACAAACAAUUAUAAAUGUUAAAUUAAGUUUCUAUAUCUUACUGUUUCAAGUCAGAAAUGAAAAAUAAAAGCUGUGCUUUGCUGCUGCGGCAAAUAAACUGCUUUUCUUCCAUCGGUAUUAGUUUCACUCAUCAUCAGUCACUCAUUUUAACCCUUAGAAGAACCUUUUCUCAAUGGCAUAUUGUUGGUGCUGUUUGCCUAGAGCGGAAACCUGUUAUUUCCCAACCUUUAAAUCCUUUAGAAGAGAGGUAUUUGAAUUAUUUACAGAAACUAGAAUUUGAGAAAAGUUAUCUCAGUGAUCAUGAAAAAAGACAUCUAAAAGAUCAGCAAAUAAAUGAAAAGCUGCAAAUGGGACAAAUUGAUGAAGCUGAUGCUAUAUCACAGCAAACUGCUCAAGAUUUUGAAGAUGCUUCUAUUGAAGAAUUUAACAAAUAUAAACCUGCUUCCCGAACAACAGAAGCUGAUGUUAAAAAUGAUAGAAGAAGCAUUCAGCGUAAAUUGGAUCAAAGUUUGUUGCUUGUGAUCAAAGAAAAGUUGGGAAAUGAUUUUAAAUGGAUUUUACCUCAAGCAGUGCAUCAAAAUGGAGAAACUUUGAGACAGACUGCUGAGAGGGCCUUAAAUGAAGUUUGCCUUAAUGAAGGAAAUGUGAAAUUUAUAGGAAAUGCACCAGUUGGACAUUACAAAUAUAAAUACCCAAAAGCAGCUCGGGGGAAUGGUGUUUGUGGUGCUAAGGUGUUUUUCUUCAAAGCUCAACUCUUAAAUGCAAAGCAAGAGGUUCAGAUGAAACAAACCGAAAUUAUUAGUGAUCAUUUAUGGUUAACUCAUUCCGAAUUAGGUGACGUUCUGCAAUCCAUGUAUUGCAAAGCUGUGCAAUCAUUUUUAUUUCCCGACACUUUCAUCAUUGAUAGCAAUGAAAAUGUACAAGCACAAGCAUCAUCUUCAGAUGAAGAUGAACACUUAGCAUCAUCAACUGGUUGGUGAACUUGAAUUUAAAAAAUCAUUAAUCUAUUACAUUGAAUGUUUUGGAUCAUCAUUUGUCUGUAGAAGUCAUGUUAUAUUUUGCAUUUUACCACUCAUUUUUUGUUUCAUAUGAUCCUUAGAAUUCUGUAUAUUAAUUUAAUUUUUCUGAAGCCAUUGGGCAGCAUGUAUAAAUAUAGACAUUUUGAUCUGAAUAAAAAUAUAUUUUAUGUUACCAUACACAACUGCUAGCGUGUUUAGUUAUUUAUUGAAGUUAAAACAUAUCCAUUCAAUGUUUUAAAUUGUGUAUCAAUAUUCCAGUUUGUUGUUUAGCAUAUUUUUGAUAUGCUGAAAAUAUAAACGUUUUAUUGGCUUAAAAUUAUUAGUUAGUUUUACUGCAUUCUUUUGUGACAAAGGUAAUGUUUUCUACAUAGUUUUUAUAUUGAUGUGUACUUAAGCUGGUGCAUUGCACCAACUGCCAGAAAAAAAUUGCAGUUUGAAUUGGUACAAUUCCUUUCCAAGUAUUUCAAUUUUCAAGAAAGUUAUAACAACUUUUUUGACAGUGUUGUAUCCUCACUAAAAUGAAAAAUAAUGUUAAAAUUUAUGUCAAAUCUUAUUCCUUUAGUUGCUGCACAAAAAUU